AUGACCAAGUUCACGCCUCUCAAGGACGAUCACCUGCUGUCAAACGGCGGCAUCCCCAAGACGAUCACUGUGGACAAUCUCGCCUACCUUCGAGACCACCUUGAUGAGCUGGACGACGAUGAGAUCGUUGAGGUGUCCAUUCCCGUGGUGGACACUCCUGCGAAUCACCAGUCAUCGUUUGACCAUCCCGUUUCGGUGCCCGUGUCUGACGUGCCGAAGCCACCGCCCCGAUCGACCUCCAUUUACCACUUGCAAAGACUGCAGCAGCAGGCGAUGCUUGCCCAGCUGGAGGCACAGGGGCUGGCUGCCUCGGGAAUCGGCCCUCCCGGACCUGGUCCCGGCUACCCGAAUGUGGUAAUGCGCGAGAAGAAAGGCGGCAAUUCAGCAUUCAGCAGUUCAGCGCCACGACCGCAGUCAGACAUUUACGGGGUGCGAAACGCCCUGAACAGUCAUGUCAUCACGGGCAGCUCCAAAGGUGGUGGUGGAGCGGUGAACGGUGGUGCGGCUGCCCUGAGCCAGCGGCCAAUGUCAAUGUACGUCGAUGGGAGCGCCAUUGAGGCGGCUGGGCGGCCAGUUAGGCAUGCCAUUUCAAGGUUCUCUGCAUAUGAAAUUUCGAGCUCCCAUGGAUUUGGGCGCAUGGACUCGUAUAUGAAGCUGGACCAGCUGGGCGAAGGCUCCUACGCCACGGUCUACAAGGGCUACAGUAAUUUGCUCAACAGGGUAGUGGCGCUGAAGGAGAUUAGAUUACAGCCUGAAGAGGGGGCACCCUUUACUGCAAUCAGAGAAGCCUCUCUCCUACGUGGUCUGAAGCACGCCAACAUUGUCACACUGCACGAUAUCAUCCAUACUCGACAGACGUUGAUCUUUGUGUUUGAAUUCAUGAACACCGAUUUUGCUCAGUACCUCGAGCGUCACCCCGGCGGUUUGAACCCAAAGAAUAUUCGUCUCUUUAUGUUUCAGCUACUUCGCGGCCUUGGCUACUGCCACGAAAGGCGCAUACUACAUCGAGAUCUCAAGCCACAGAACCUUCUCAUCAACGAACAGGGCGAGCUGAAGUUGGCUGACUUUGGAUUGGCCCGUGCCAAAUCGAUACCCUCAAACACGUACACUAAUGAGGUGGCCAGCUUAUGGUACCGUCCUCCAGACAUAAUGCUCGGCUCACGGAGCUACUCCACCUCGCUGGACAUGUGGUCAGUGGGCUGUAUCUUUGUGGAGAUGGUCGCCGGUGCGCCGGCCUUUCCCGGCGUCAAGGACACCACUGAUCAGCUGGAUAAGAUAUUUCGUGUUUUUGGCACACCACCGUCUAGCUAUUUGGAGCAGUACCAGAGUAUUGAGUCCUUCAACUUUCGAAACAUUUCGUACGCCUCUCAGAAGCUGGUGCAGGCGUUUCCAAAGCUGGCGACGAUACUACAAGCGGAAAAUCUGGCAAUUGCAUUCCUCAAUUUAGAGCCAUGUAAAAGGAUCUCCGCACAAGAGGCACUGAAGCAUGCUUUCUUUGCUGAACUGCCGCCAAAACUAUACCAGCUUCCAGAUCACAUACCCAUCACAAAUGUCUCUGGUUGUGCUUUGGUUAGUGAGACGAAUAACUUUCCAUUGUCAGUAAUGAAGAUUGCCGCUAAAAUGAAAAAGUCAAAACCACCCCCACCACUCCCACAUCCUUAA
This is a messenger RNA of Rhagoletis zephyria (snowberry fruit fly), 1662 nucleotides long. The record is from RefSeq and is a predicted model, not a curated record. Lineage: Eukaryota; Metazoa; Arthropoda; Insecta; Diptera; Tephritidae.